CUUUUGUCAAAUCCUCGUGCGCCCAGCAAGGCCACCCGUCCGAAAAUUCACGAAACUAGAAUCAGCAUUUAUUGCGAUAUGAAAGAGAUAAGAAAUUUGUUACAAUGAAUUUCAUUUAACUCAAAUAUUCGGUUUUUGUUUUCCACGCCUUUAUAAUUUAUCUACGAAGAGAUGAAAUGAGGGCUUUUAAUUAAAUUUAUCACCCGUUUGUGUUACCUCUUUCGGUCGGUUGCACGCGCAGCAUCGACGGCGCCAGCAGUUUACCAAGUCAGCAUAGUGAUGACGUCACACAUUUGUUAAGGAGCCAAUCAUGUAAUUAAUCUGGCUAUCUAAUUAUGGCACUAAAUUAUGACCACAGCGAGGGAGAAUAUUUCUCUCGCCAAACUGGUGCCCUAGUCAUUCCUAUCUUGAGUCACUCGCUUGAACACAACGGCGCGAGCGUAAUAUGGACUGCUUUUACCAAGCAAAUCAGAGAAUUCGUCCACCCCCGUACUUCAACACUUCACCGAUCAUGUAUGGUUAUGGUGUUCCUUCUUACUAUUCUCCGCCGUUUUGUCCUCUAAAUCGCAACUCUCAGGUCCACAGGCCGCCAAUAAUAUCUACGAGCCCUCCUCUUAGCAUUGCAAAUUCAGUGACAAACUCUGAAAGCAGCACCAGUCCUCUUUCGGUCGGCUCUCAAACUCCGCCUGAGUCACCCGGCGAAAAUUCUACAGAUACACAAGAAUCAUCUGAAAUUCACGACGAAGUUUGCCAAUCAGCCAAAGAUGCCAGCGAAUCAGAAGAGAAAACAGACGGUGAAGACGACAAAGAUGUGCCCUGGCAUUAUAAACAACCUUUCAAGCAUCGCCGACGCGUGGCCUACAAGAGAAAUCAAAUUCUGGAAUUAGAAAAAGAAUUUCACUUCACGAGGUAUCUUACGAAGGAGAGACGUUCAGAAAUGGCCACGAUGUUGCAGCUCUCUGAAAGACAAAUCAAAAUUUGGUUUCAAAAUCGACGUAUGAAAUGGAAAAAGGACAACAAACCAGUGAUUCCUACAAGCAGAGGAAUGCGGCGAGGAUGUACAAGAUAGGCGAGCUACACACGUUUAUAGAUAAUCAAUUAUAAUUUGUUGUAAUCCUUUUUCUGUAGACUUGAAGGUGUAUAAAAAUUUCUUUUCCUAUACGUCGGACAAAUGGGGCGUUAGACAGCCAUCGAAGUGUUACAAUUUGCGGCGAAAGGUUUAUCCUGUCACAUUUGCAAUCUUUGUCUCUCUUUGUCUGCAUGCUUAACAUAACCUAACCUCGACCUUCUUCACAAGUUCUUCACGACCAAACAAGCACUGAAAGAUUGUACAGUUGUAAAUUAUUGCAAAACAUAAAAACUGGUUCAGGAAUUCACUCAGACAGCGAUGGGUUACAAAUGAGGUGUUAAGCCGAUUCGUCUAAACAGAGACGCGAAGGCACUUCCACUUCGUCCCUUCGAACGUUUUGUUUCUCGACAAACAAUCUUUCCGAUUCAUGGAAUCUUCAAAGAAUAUUCAACUUAGUAUCCUUGGUUUUUAUCUUACAAUACAAUAUUCUUAAUUCUUAAUUCAAUUAUUAAUCAUAUUCGUCGUUUUAUCCAAUGUCGGCGUGCAAGGCGGCAUUUUAGUCAAGGAAAGUUCUGUUAAAUUUCUCAUAACUUUACUCUUUAGUGAGAUUAAGAUCUCCAGUGGUUAAAAACGCUUUUCAAACGCAAAACUCCAUUCAUCGAGAUUUCUUUCACUUGUAAGUAUAUAUUUAAGAGGUUUUGUGAAAGAGCGUUUUCAUUGUCACAAUAAAUUUAUGAUCGCAAAAGUCUGGCUUCAGUAGUGUACUUUACUCGCGGCGCGGAGUUUUAGUGGAAGUACACUCGAGUGGGAUAAUAUGAUGUGCUUCCUGUUUGUAAAGCGUUCUUUAAACUUGGCAAAUGCAAACGUGGCACUGAUGAAAUUCACUAUCUUGCUGGGCGGGUUGUGGUCUUCUCUUUGUAUUCAUUUGGAAGCAGACGGAAAAUUACAAUAGAAUCUUCGUCA
Molecule: messenger RNA, 2032 nt
Organism: Stylophora pistillata
Lineage: Eukaryota; Metazoa; Cnidaria; Anthozoa; Scleractinia; Pocilloporidae
Biological process (GO): anterior/posterior pattern specification; regulation of transcription by RNA polymerase II; embryonic skeletal system morphogenesis
Cellular component (GO): nucleus
Molecular function (GO): DNA-binding transcription factor activity, RNA polymerase II-specific; RNA polymerase II cis-regulatory region sequence-specific DNA binding
Source: RefSeq, a predicted model, not a curated record